UUCAACGUCAGAGAUAUAUUCCACAAUCGAUGUAAUAAACAUGUUUUUAAAAGCCAGUAUCUCCAUAACCUAUGACUUUGAUUUGCGGUGCGUUCGGUUAGCAGCACAAUGAAAGCAUGAAGUUUAUAGUUAUCAAUAGCCUAAAAUGGCAUAUUAUUUAUUUGGUAUUUAAUUAUUGUUAUUUACUUUGUCAAUCUCAAUCUAAUACGACUGCACCUUGUCAAACUCCAGACGGGCGCGAUGGGAACUGCGUCAACACAGCCGAUUGCGCUUCAAUGUCAGAGGUGCUCACCACCAUUAAGAGGCCGCUUUCCAACGUCGCGAGGGAGCAACUGCAGGCUUACUCCUGCGACAACAAAGCUUUCAGGAAGGUGUGUUGUCCGCUCAAAGGGGCCGUUCUAAUCAGGGAAAGCAACGUGAACCUGACUGCCCACAGGAGCUUCCAUUUGCUACCCAGCGAAUGUGGUUACGAGGACAUAGCUGGUAAAAGGAUUAUUAACGGAACGGACGCUGAACUGACCGAGUUCCCUUGGAUGGCACUUCUCAGUUCCAGGCAGUUUGGGAGUAAUGAUUUCGUCUGCGGAGGAACUAUAAUAAAUGAAAGAUAUGUGUUAACUGCAGCUCAUUGUGUAAUUGACAAGGACAGUCUGGUCAGCGUAAGAUUAGGAGAGUAUGACAAAAAUAGCCCAACAGAUUGCUAUAAAGACUAUUGCAAUGAUCCACACCAAGAUGUUUCAAUCGAAGAAGUGAUAAGUCAUCCUAAUUUUAACGAGCAAACUUUAGAAAAUGAUGUUGCUUUAUUGAGGGUGGCUCCAAUUAAGUUCAACCAAAAGAAUAUUAGACCAAUAUGUCUUCCAACUGAAGGCGAACCCGAUUUGAUAAAUACCAGGUUUUUAACGCUAUCAGGAUGGGGUAUAACAAAGGCUUUCGGAAGCACAAGUAGCGUAAUGCAGAAAGCCGAUAUUCUUGUAGUGGACAUAAAAGAAUGUGAGACCUUAUAUAGAAAUUUCGAACAGAAAACGAUAGACGAAAGAGUAAUUUGCGCGGGUGGGGGACAAAACUCCUCUUAUGCUUGUGGAGGUGAUAGUGGAGGACCAGUGCAAGCUGAAGAACGUCACAAUGGAGUUAACAGAUACGUUCAGCUUGGAAUAGUAAGUUUCGGGCACUCUACUUGUAGUAUCGCCAGUACGUUUACUAGCGUUAAGUUCUUCAUGAAGUGGAUUUUGGAUAAUAUGCGCCAGUGAGAGGAUGUUCCAUGAUUUUGAAAUGAAUUGAAUUGUUAAAUUUGUAUCAAAUUGCACUUGUAAAUAAAUUCCCAACUUGU
Molecule: messenger RNA, 1324 nt
Organism: Phyllotreta striolata
Lineage: Eukaryota; Metazoa; Arthropoda; Insecta; Coleoptera; Chrysomelidae
Source: the annotation of a GenBank genome assembly